Cherax quadricarinatus is the source of this 1806-nucleotide messenger RNA. Lineage: Eukaryota; Metazoa; Arthropoda; Malacostraca; Decapoda; Parastacidae. The record is from RefSeq and is a predicted model, not a curated record.
AUCCAAGUAUCAAACACCAGAGAGACGAUGGUACCCACAGCCUCGCCCACUGUACACAAGACUGCUGCCAAUCUUCCCUCAAGGAAAACUCGCCACAAAGACGGGUCGCUCACUAAGCAUUCUUUCAGAAAUCAAAGUGAGAGAUCUGGUCCCGUAAUACAGCAGAAUAUGACUCUCGUGACGUCUCUUACAGGAUACAAGGGUAUACACAAUUUGUUAACAGCAGACAGGUUGAUACCAGUAUCCCUAACAGCAGACAGACUAUCAGCAGAAGCACAGAAAAUGGCUGGAGAUAAAACAACAUCCCUUCCUCUGCAAGAUUCUCAUAACAUGUCUUCGGGGGCAUCGGAAAAAGAUGGCAGACACUCCCAUCUUGAGGAGACUGAUAAGAGCAGCUACUCAUCCAAGGAUCCUACAAGAGUUUAUAAAUCGCAAGGAAUAUACGAGGAGCCGCAGGCAUCACCGACACCCUCAGCUCACAGGAGGACCUGUGUAGGCGGCGAAGAAGGAGAGAGAUGUGGACGUAGUGGACGGCGUGAUCCUGGCGUCCAUGAUCACCUAAAUAAUAAGGAAACACAGAGCAACAGCAUCCUCAAGAGUCAACAGAGCAAAGUAAGAGCGUGGAAAGGCAGAAAUGAUGUUGUUGAAACUAUUGAGUCAAGCAUACCAGAGAAAGAGAAGUUAGAUAAAGAACUCGAGAACAGAAAGCGGAAAGCACAUCGAAAACAUAAGAGGAAAAACAAAAGGAAAGAAAAUCGGGUUUUGAGUAGGAAGAAAAAGAAGACAAAUAGAAAGAGAGGAAGAUGGAGAGGAGACAGACAGCCUCCUGGCCAAGAUGGAUCUCAGGAGAGGGAGAUGAACGCCAGCAUCCCAAGAAGGAGAGACGAAGCUGAGGAGAAAAUGAGAGAUAGCGGAAGGAUUAACAAUCAAAGGAGAAGAAAUAAGAAGCGAAAAUAUGGAAGAAAUAGCAGAAAGCGCGGCUCCUCUAAAGGGCGACCUCAUUCAAGUCUCAACAAAAGAACACACAGAGAUAAAACUUCUGAAGGGAUUCUACCAGUGUUUACCAUUCAAUUGCCGUCCGUCACAACCCACUCCCCACCCACCGUCAUCACCACCACUGCCCACUCACCACCCACCACCAUUCUCUUGUCUCCCGCCACCACCCAUUCACCUGGUCUCAUUAUCAACAGAACGUACGCCAUUCCAGAGGAUAUAAAGUCUUGGAAUUCACUGCCCUCAACACCUACCAUCACUACCACACCCAGGACCACUACCAGUACCACAACCACUGUCACAACCAUUAAAAUUCCCAGCACCGGAUCCAAGAACACUAUCAGAAGCAGUACCACGCUCACCACCAGUACCAGCACUACGACCAGUGCCAGAACCAUGCCCCCUGUCAGUGCCACACUCACUGUCAGUGUCACGCCCACUGUUAGUACCACACCCGCUACCGAAGCCACACUUAUCACCAUGGCUUCACCCAGUACAGGAACAACACUCACCUCCACGAGGGUCACCAUGCCCAGCAUCACCCAGGGUCAGAGGGCAGACAAACCCACGAGGCUCUCUCCCCAUCACACCACCAGUCCAGCGUCACCCAAGUCCCACCCAUGGGGAAUCGAAAUGGGUGAGGAUGGAAUCUCGCCAACCAUAGAGGCCACUGCAGCGACCCAACGCCCUCACACACCCACUGUCAACACACUCACUCCAGCACCCUACACUCUCACACACCCACUGUCAACACACUCACUUCAGCACCAAUCACAAACCACGCAACACAUCUUCCAGCACCUUACGCUCUGA